This is a messenger RNA of Acanthocheilonema viteae, 2193 nucleotides long. The record is from the annotation of a GenBank genome assembly. NCBI's taxonomy places the organism in Eukaryota, Metazoa, Nematoda, Chromadorea, Rhabditida, Onchocercidae.
AUGACAUUAACAUGGCGUAAAGGGAAGGGACGAUUGAGACGUAUGACGCGAUCCAUCUUUCCAACGUUACUCGGUAUGAUCGUUGGUAUAUCUGCAACAUUGAUCUUCACAGCUGUACGACGUCUUCCAUAUGAUAUUUGCAGUAAACUUCUAAUGCAAAAGAAAGAACCUCAAUUACUUCUUGUUGGUGUGAUGACAGCAGCAAAAUAUGUGGAUACAAGAGCAUAUGAAGUUUGGAAAACAUGGGCACAACGUAUCCCAGGAAAGUUGCUAUUUUUCGUAGCCGAGGGGACAAUAACCAGUCAUAUCGAUAUGCCAGUAAUUCGUUUGAAAGGUGUCACUGAUAUAUAUCCACCGCAGAAAAAAUCAUUUGCUAUGUUAAAAUGGAUGGCCGAUCAUCACUUGGAUGAUUUUGAUUGGUUUAUGCGAGCAGAUGAUGAUUUGUAUGUGCGAGGAGAACAGUUGGAGGCAUUGCUAAGAUCUCUGGACUCGGAUAAAGCGCACUUAAUUGGUCAAGCUGGAUUGGGUAAUACAGCCGAAUAUGGGCAGCUAGCUCUUGGUCAAGAGGAUAAUUACUGUAUGGGUGGACCGGGUGUUGUGAUGUCUCGGAUGACCUUACGCCUUGUUGCUCCACAUUUACGUUCAUGCUUGAUGGAAAUGUUCACUACGCAUGAGGAUGUCGAACUUGGAAGAUGUAUACGUAAGCAUGUUGGUGUCACAUGUACGUGGAAUUAUGAAAUGCAAACAUUAUUUCAUAAUAACCAAACAGUGCCAAAUGCUUAUCAAGGUAGUUUAACUGAGUUACGUCAUGCUAUCACGUUGCAUCCAGUCAAACAACAAUCAAUAAUGCGUCGAAUUCAUGUUCACAAUCGUAUCCUUCGGCUCGCUACGUUACGUUCUACACGUGUUACAUUAUUAAAUGAAUUACCGAAUCGGAAAGCACCAUCACUUACACGUCAUAUUUCAAAUUCAACCCGUGAUCUUUUCCAUUGGGAUUUUAUUUCAUCAAAUAAUAUUUUAUUUUGUGCUGGCCAAGUGAAUUGUCCAAGGCAUACGCUUGAUUUAAGUAUACGAAUGGCACUCAGUGAAAUUAUUACACAGCUUUUCGAUGAAUUUAAUGCAAAUGCUCGACAGCGGGGUCGUAUAUUACGAUUUCAAAACAUUCAAUACGGUUAUAUGAGAGUUGAACCACGUUAUGGUGUUGAUUAUGUUCUUGAUAUGGUAUUGUGGUUUAAGAAGAUACGUCCACCUCAUAGGCCAACACUUUCUGUUCGUCGUCAUGCAUACAUUCAGCAAACAUUUGGAUCGUUGGAAAUUAUAUCAGAUAGUUUUUUUCGAGAUACUUUACGACAACGUAUCACUAAAAGUAUCGGUCUAUGGAAGCAAUCAAAUGAAUCAAACGAUUUCAAUUGGAAAAAAAUGAAAUUACCACCAGAAAAAUUUCACGUACACAUGAUAUUGCCACUUGCUGGAAGAGCCGAUUCUUUUAAGAGAUUUGCAAAUAAUCUGAGAAUGGUAUGUCUCAACAGACGAAUAUUUUCACUUGUUUUGGUAAUUUAUGAUUCGGUACCCGAUAUCGAUGCAGCAAUUGCAACAUUAAUCGAUGAACUUAAAUUGGAAAUUGAUAUUAUGGUUGUCAAUAUGGGUUCACAACCAUUCAAUCGUGGUGUUGCACUUUCCCGCGGUGCUGAUAUUUUGGGACCGGAUGCUCUAAUGUUUUUUAUUGAUGUUGACAUUCUUUUUACUUGUGAUACUCUUGAUCGGGUUAUACGCAAUACUGUACGUGGUGCUCAGGUAUAUUUUCCGAUAGUAUUUAGCGAAUAUUCACCAGAAACAUGGUCGGAUAGUGAUCGACUACUUUCUGACGCAUUUCAUUAUGGUCGAAAAAGAGGUUAUUUUCGACAUUUCGGAUUUGGAUUGGUGUCCAUUUACAAAUCCGAUUUAGAUCUCAUUGGAGGCAUGAACUUGAAUAUACAGGGAUGGGGCAUGGAAGAUGUGGAUUUUUUCGAGAAAUGUGUUCACUCACCACUACACAUAAUGCGUGCACCGGAUCCAGGUCUUGUUCACAUUUACCACACCAUACACUGUGCUGAAUCACUCCCGGAAAAACAGUAUAUUAUGUGUGUCGGUUCAAAGGCGGCAAGUUUAGCAUCGCUAGAUUCUCUGGUUGAUCAGUUAUCUGUAUAUUCUUGA